Oncorhynchus masou masou (cherry salmon) is the source of this 2460-nucleotide messenger RNA. RefSeq names its product broad substrate specificity ATP-binding cassette transporter ABCG2-like. The coding region runs from base 111 to 2021 and encodes 636 amino acids. Gene Ontology annotation, biological process: transmembrane transport. Gene Ontology annotation, cellular component: plasma membrane. The transcript is spliced from 16 exons. The record is from RefSeq and is a predicted model, not a curated record. NCBI's taxonomy places the organism in Eukaryota, Metazoa, Chordata, Actinopteri, Salmoniformes, Salmonidae. Gene Ontology annotation, molecular function: ABC-type transporter activity; ATP binding; ATP hydrolysis activity.
GCGCUCUUUGAAAAGGAGUGAUGAGUGUAACGACCGGUGGGGUUUAAUUAAUAAGGGCGAGAAGGUCGAGGGUUCGAGACCUGCUUCACUACAAUACGAACGUGAGGAGGAUGUAUAAGCCCCAGAAUGGUGAGCCAGGCAGCCCAGCAGGAGCCCCAGCAGCAGAUGAUCCAGAGGUGAUAUUCCAGGUGCCUGGUCCAACCGUCUCCUUCUCCAGACUACACUACUCUGUCAUGGAGAGCAAUGGACUCUGCCGCAAGAGAGGACCUGAGAAACACAUCCUCAAAGACGUCAGCGGCAUCAUGAGACCAGGGAUGAACGCCAUCAUGGGGCCAACAGGAAGUGGAAAAACAUCUCUCCUGGAUGUGAUAGCAGGUCGUAAGGACCCAGCAGGGUUGAAGUUUGGUCAGGUUCUGAUCGAUGGGAAGAUGGUGACCUCUGACCACCUCCGACUCAUAUCUGCCUACGUGGUGCAGGAUGAUAUAUUGAUGGGAACCCUGUCAGUGAGAGAGAACUUGUUGUUCAGUGUGAACCUGAGACUAGACCCUCGACAUUAUUCUACAGCUGACAAACAGCAGAGAGUGGACAGCAUCAUAGAGGACCUGGGUCUACAGGACUGUGCCCACACCAAGAUAGGAACAGAGUUCCUGCGUGGUGUGUCUGGGGGAGAGAGGAAGAGGUGCAGCAUUGGUAUGGAGCUCAUUACUUCUCCUCGUCUUCUGUUCCUGGAUGAACCCACCACUGGUCUGGACUCUAAUACUGCUAACCACAUCAUCAACCUACUGCACAGGCUGUCUAGAAGCGGUAAGACUAUCGUGUUCUCCAUCCAUCAGCCUCGUUACUCAAUCUUCAGCCGGUUUGACCACCUGACCCUGAUGCACCGAGGAGAGUUGGUGUACGCUGGAGCUGCUGGGAAGGCCCUGAGCUACUUCACUGACUUGGGGUAUCACUGUGAGCCGUUCAACAACCCCUCUGACUUCUUCCUCGACGUCACUAACGGAGAGGCUCAGUCUACACUAGACAUCACUACAUUUAACUAUGAUGAUAAGAAGAACUGUGACAACAGCAACCUUCUGGCAGUGAGCUACAGACAGUCAACUCCGUACCAGUGGGUGGUGGAGGAGCUGGACCAUUUGACCCAGGGUCUGGAGGGAGGGGUCGCUGGUCAGGGCCAGAAGGCAGACUUCGUCACCUCCUUCUGGUACCAGAUGAGGAUAGUUGGUGGUCGUAUGGUGGUGAACUCUCUCAGGAACCCCCAGACAUCGUACGCUCAGCUGGCCCUCAACAUCUUCUUCGCUCUGCUGGUCGGCCUCAUCUACUACCAGAUCCCCCUGACUCUACCUGAAGCCCUACAGAACAGGAUGGGAGCAUUCUUUUUCCUCAUCAUCAACAUGGUGUUUGGGAAUCUUUCAGCUGUGGAACUCUUCAUCAAUGAGAGAGCUCUGUUCAUCCAUGAGAACUCUAGUGGGUACUACCGUACAUCUGUCUACUUCCUGUCUAAGAUAUUCGCUGACCUCAUCCCCAACCGCAUUGUACCUAUCCUCAUCUUCUCAGCCAUCGCCUACUAUAUGAUGGGUCUGAAGCCAGCCUUCACAGCGUUCCUGCUCUUCACACUGACGAUGUCCCUGGUCAGUCUGGCUGGGGUCAGUCUGGCGUUCCUGGUCUCAGCCUCUGUCUCCUCCUUCGCUAUGGCCAACGUCCUCAUCGCCCUGCCUUUCGUCUUCAUGAUGGUGUUUGGAGGGUUCCUGGUCAACCUUAACUCCAUGUUGUCUUGGUUGUCAUGGCUGAAAUGGAUCAGCAUCUUCCGCUACGGGCUAGAGGCGGUGACCAUUAAUGAGUUUAAAGGACAAAUAUUCUACAGCAACACAACCACUCUUCCAGGGGAGGUGUACCUGGAGACCCAGGGAAUAGACUACAGCACCUGGGGCUUCUGGCAGAACCAUGUAGCUCUGGCUGGGAUCAUUACGGUGUGUCUGGUCUUGGCCUACAUACAGCUCAGACGGAUCAACCGCUGGAAGUGACACGGGAUCAGAUUGAUCUGCACCUUCUGGAGCAACAGGGGCUGUGAGGAGAGACACAUCGCAAGAAUAGAAUCAGAUUGAUCUACACCUUCUGGAGCAACAGGGGCUGUGAGGAGAGACACAUCGCAAGAAUAGAAUCAGAUUGAUCUGCACCUUCUGGAGCAACAGGGGCUGUGAGGAGAUACACACUCUCUCCACUCCAGUCCAUUGUAAUAUGCUUGUAUUGUAUGUUUUGUGUUGUAGAAAUGCACUGGUGUUGUUAUAUUGUUAUUUGGUGCCUUAAUACAGUCUAAGUCCUGUCUGUGCCGGGGGAGGGGUUCUACUGAACGAUGUGGAGUUGUUUUAAGAAGGUCAAACGAAGGAUGUUCUUGUUAUUUGAUUUAAAGUUUGAAGACUCCUCGAGGUAUCAAAAAAAUAUAUAAAACAAAUAUUUGAUGAA